Molecule: messenger RNA, 2855 nt
Organism: Scomber scombrus (Atlantic mackerel)
Lineage: Eukaryota; Metazoa; Chordata; Actinopteri; Scombriformes; Scombridae
Gene: ist1
Product: IST1 factor associated with ESCRT-III
Exons: 10
Coding region: 86-1129 (347 amino acids)
Biological process (GO): protein transport
Source: RefSeq, a predicted model, not a curated record
AAGUGAAUCAGGCGACGAAACAGCAGACAGAAACCCAUAUAAGUUAGUGUGUACUCUUGACUGCUAUUUACAGACUCUUAACACCAUGCUAGGAGGAGGCUUCAAAGCAGAGAGGCUCAGAGUGAACCUCCGCCUGGUAAUCAACCGACUCAAACUCCUUGAGAAAAAGAAAACUGAGCUUGCUCAAAAGGCCAGGAAGGAGAUUGCAGAUUACCUGUCAUCAGGCAAAGAUGAGCGGGCACGGAUCCGCGUGGAGCACAUAAUCAGAGAGGACUAUCUGGUGGAAGCCAUGGAGAUUCUGGAGCUUUACUGUGACCUGCUGCUGGCUCGCUUUGGCCUCAUUCAGUCUAUGAAGGAGCUGGAUCCAGGCUUACAGGAAGCAGUGUCCACCCUUAUCUGGGCAGCUCCUCGCCUCCAGUCAGAGGUGUCUGAACUAAAAAUAGUAUCUGAACAGCUGUGUGCAAAAUACAGCAAGGAGUAUGGCAAGCUGUGCAGGACAAACCAGAUUGGGACAGUCAACGACAGGCUGAUGCACAAACUGAGUGUGGAGGCCCCUCCCAAGAUCUUGGUGGAGCGCUACCUGAUAGAGAUAGCUAAGAACUACAAUGUGCCAUAUGAACCUGACGCCAUGGUCCGGCCUGAGGUGUGUCCUGGAGAGGAGGCAGACCUGAUUGACGUUGACACUGACAAGAAGUCUGGAGGAGGAGGUGGUGGAGGUUUCACUGCUGGUGCUAUGCCCAUGCCUAUGCCCAUGCCAAUGCCCAUGGGCAUGCCUAUGCCAACAGCUUUCAACUAUCCACCUUCCAAAGGAGCCGAACCAUUUAAUGCACCAGUUGGAACCUACAACAGCUUCCAGCCCCCCAUGGGAGGAGGGCAGCCCCCUCAGCUGCCCACUUGUCCCCCCACAUACGAGUCUAUUGAUGAUCUAAAUGACAAAUCCUUUGUUCCUUCCCAGAUCACAGGUCCCGGCCCCUCAUCUCAACCAUUUGACAGCAACGCACUCCCAGAGCUCCCCUCUGUUCCCGACACACUCCCCACAUCAUCCUUCGGUGGGAACACCACCACCUCGGACGACAUCGACUUUGACGAUCUAACGCGGCGCUUUGAGGAGCUGAAGAAGAAAACCUAAUUGUUACGCCCCUGGUCUAUACACACAUAUAUAGACACACACACAGGCCUGUGUCGUCACCGCUGCAGCUCAGAACAGGAAAAAGAAAUUGUUCAAGGCUCUCAAUCAGAUUUGGAUAGUUCUCCCCCUUUCUACAUUUAUUCUUACCUCAUGUAGAUAAAUAUUACCAUAUUACUGAUGGUGCGGUUGCUCACUCAAGCUUUAAAUAACAGAAACCUUUCUUUUGGUAAAGCAGUACCAGUGUCUACCACGUUUUAAUUUCUUUACUGUACUGCACAUCAUAUACAUUAUUACAUACAAUCAUGUGGGUGGUGAUGCCUGUUCUCUCAUUGAAGGACUUUUAACUUUUCCCAUUUGUCUACGUGACAUACUGUUGUAAUAAUCAAAUUUAGAUUUUAAGUGUUGCUUUUUUUUGAGGGUUUGGGGUCUGACUUAUAUCUACAGUACAUGCCUUGAUUCUGCUUUGCACAUGUUGUACGACACUGUGUCACUCACUUGUCUCAGACUAGUCAAACAAGUCUGACUGCCCACCCCAGUUUGGUAUUCAUGCCAACAAUGUUUCUAGAUUGUUUUUCCAAAGCGAGGCUUCAGUACUCAACAGUUGAUUUCAUGAAGCUUUGGGACAGAUGGAAGCCAUAUUUUCAGUGUCUUGUGCAGUCGUGAGGUGUUAUCACUGUGGAAAAGACAUUUUGAAACACUCAUUACUCAAUCGGCCCUCAAAGUUUAAGGUUUAUAUAUAGCAGAAAUACCUUGUGUGGAGCCUCUCUGGAAAAGCUUACAGUUACAUGUCAAACCUGUUCUGGUCAUCUGUUACAGGGGUGGUAGGGCACAGGUGUAAAAUGUAGUGAAAACUGUAAUAUAUAUUUACAGGGACUAUAGCUAGACCUAUUUACACAGAUGAUUUAACUGUACAGAAAAUUAGUUUAGGGAGGUGUCCAACAAUUGACAAAUCUGUUUUAUAUACAGUAUCUCCAAAUAAAGGUUGUUUGCCCUUUUGAAUGUCAGUUUUACCAAAAUACCUGCACUUUUCUGAGUAUUGAUCGGUUUAAUUUGCUAGCAAAAUAUGGACAAAUAGCAGUCCUAAUGCAACUGUACAACAACCUGAUUUGAUGUAAAUAUUGACCUCAGAGGUUUUAGGUUAUCUGUGAUCGUGUGUGCAUGUCUCUCCUACUGUGGUGCACCACUGCAUUUGCCUUAGUUAACAUCUCUCAUCAGAGGCCUUGCCAGUCUGUACUAGGAUCAUGCAUUAUGCAUGAAGACUGGAUACAUGUUAUCUGCAUUUUGUUUCACUUUAUGUAUGUGUAGCUUUAUUUGCCGUACCCAUAAACAGUCCUUUUAAAAAAUACUUCUGAGUUGAAUUUUCUGCAUUGGAUAAAAAAAAUUAUGGCAAUAGAGGUGGUUGUUUCAAAUUCCCAGAGAGGAACAGGGGUGAAAGAUUUGUUGUGCUGACGUGAUGGGCCGCACCCAGCUUGCAUGGCAAAUGGAUGGCGGCCUUGAAGUAAAAUGACUCAGCAGUUUCGGGAAAGCACAUCUAAAAGCUUUUCCGGCUAGGUGAUAGACAUGGUUCAUUAAUGGGUUUUACGCGUGUUAGAGGGAUGAUUAACACUACAGAACUGUGAUCUGCUCAAUGUUUUUUUCUAUGUUGGACUGUUGUUUCAUGCUAAAUCUCUAGUUUUUUUUCCCACUGUAUACUAAAAUAACAAUUUAAUAAAAUACUAUUUGGAAG